AUGGCAUCUGUUACUACUACUGUAAAUGAGAAGCUGGUGACAGGGUCAUGUGUAUCAGCUGUGCAUGGAGAUCGAAAACGAAGAACAACGAGAGUCAACUCAGUCCAUGGUAAAGGAGAAUUCGGAAGAAGAGGCUUCCUUUUAUCAGCUGCUUUUGCAUCAUCUCCAGCAGUUGCAUCUGAACUCAAUGAUUCUAAGAGUGCUCUUAUUCAGAAGUAUCUGAAGAAGUCGGAGGAAAACAAAGCCAAAAAUGACAAAGAGAGACUGGAUGGUUAUUACAGACGCAAUUACAAGGAUUACUUUGAAUUCAUGGAAGGGGCUUUUGAAAAUAAAGAGAAGCUCACUGAAGCAGAGCAGGGUAUUCUUGAUUGGCUCAAGGCUAACAGAUAA
Papaver somniferum (opium poppy) is the source of this 390-nucleotide messenger RNA. RefSeq lists its product as uncharacterized. The record is from RefSeq and is a predicted model, not a curated record. NCBI's taxonomy places the organism in Eukaryota, Viridiplantae, Streptophyta, Magnoliopsida, Ranunculales, Papaveraceae. Gene Ontology annotation, biological process: photosynthesis. Gene Ontology annotation, cellular component: photosystem I. The transcript is spliced from 3 exons. The coding region runs from base 1 to 390 and encodes 129 amino acids.